AUGCAAGACAUCAUGGAAAAAGUCAUAUCCCGAGAGAACGAAUGGCACAGCACCGGCCUAUUCACACCAACGAAACUCCGCCUCGCCGUCGACGAACUGAUCAACUCAAACACAGACCUCCAGCCAGAAUCUCACACUUGCCAAGGUGCAUCCGCAUCAUCCCACAUCCCAACAAUCAAAGCCCCGGACCGCCGCCCAAACCCAUCAGUUGAUAGCAACCCCCGAAUAACGAACCAAAUCUACCAAACCGCCGAACAACUCAAAAUCUGCACAGAUGCAAAAUACUUCGGUGUGAUUGCCUGUGGUGCCAGCCUCUGCGAUGAAGGUCUUGCGCGCGCAGUAGCAGAUUCCUGCAACGACAUCCUUAUCGGCGAUUACUGCGAAGCAGCGGAUGAAAAGGGUCUCAAGCUACUCCAGCAAGUCGGCGCGGCAGCAGUGGCAUUUUUGAAAGUCUGCAAUCUGGCUGGUCGGGUUGGUGACUGGCAAUUUGAUAACCUGGCUGCUUAUAUUGUCCAAUGUCGGGUUCUAGGGUAUUACCGGGACCAUGGCCGGUCUCGACUUCGCGAUGGAGUUUACGGAAGUCGCAUGACUGGGCUUGGGGUUCAUCGGCAUAUUGAUGUUGCUGCUUUUCAUGGAGUUAUGACUGCUUCGUUGGGGACGGGGAUGGUCAUUGAUGAGGGGCAGUAUGCGAGUAUUGUGGAGGCGGUGGUUUUUGUUAAUGAUUUUGUGGAUAUUCGCGGUGAUACUAUGCGAAAGCAACGGGAGAAUGUUAUUCUUCGGGGAUUGCGGGGGAAUCUUUGUCGGUACCUUGAUCGGUCUAUUGGGGAGUGUUUGGAUGUUGUUGCUGAUGUUGUUGAGGCGAGUGAAAUUGGGGCUUUGGUUGUUAUGGGUUAUUGUAAUUGGGCUAUUAUGUCGUCUCAUCACAAGGUGUAUGAGUUGGUUAAGGGGGUUCGGCCUGUUCGGAAGUAUGGGUAUUGUGAGUAUACUUCUGUUGCGGAUAAUGCGCGGUAUGAACGGUUGAUUGAGGCGUUGCGACCAUAUGGUACACUUGGCAGUGAUGGACCCAGUGUAUUGAAGGAGAGGAUUGAGAUGGAUAAGACCUAUGAUGUCUGUCGACAGUCACCCGAGUUGCAUCUAUCGUGGCUUGCUGAUGCCGCCCGGAGUUUGUUGGAGCCGGCGACGUUGAGGCAGAUUGUGGAUGUGGUACAUUUUGAGUGGAGCGGCGAUGUGGGAGCUGUCGAUUAUUGCCCUUAA
Molecule: messenger RNA, 1254 nt
Organism: Penicillium arizonense
Lineage: Eukaryota; Fungi; Ascomycota; Eurotiomycetes; Eurotiales; Aspergillaceae
Exons: 1
Coding region: 1-1254 (417 amino acids)
Source: RefSeq, a predicted model, not a curated record